Molecule: messenger RNA, 1242 nt
Organism: Pleurotus ostreatus (oyster mushroom)
Lineage: Eukaryota; Fungi; Basidiomycota; Agaricomycetes; Agaricales; Pleurotaceae
Exons: 7
Coding region: 1-1242 (413 amino acids)
Source: RefSeq, a predicted model, not a curated record
AUGUUCGCGCUCCGGAGGGUAUGUGCGAAGCCACUCACUUAUACCGCUAGACGGGGCAAUGCGACGGUCCAAGCGGCCACGGAAGCCACCAGGCCUUCAGCCGCCGCCCCUCCGCCACCACCCGCCGUUGAAGGAGCACCGAAGGCUGCGGCACAAGCAGAGGGAGAGGCUGCACCGAAGACAGGGGGGAGGAACGUACGCAGAAGAAGACAAAGGCCUAACAUCUCUCUGGAGAAACCCAAGGAAUGGAAUCGACCGGUAGCAAAGGGUGUUAUUCCUGCGUACGAUGAGGCGUUGAAGGUUAUCCAGAAGGAUAGUGAGUUGCUCAUGGCGGAGGCCGAAGAGCUGCGGGCGGACAUCCAGAAGGCAGAGACAGAAGUGGUCCGGAAUGAUGAAGAGUUGGAAAAAAUGAGGAAGAGGUUGAACAUCUUGGAGGUGCAAAGUCGAGCGAAUCUCCCCGAGAUUAGGUGGAAGUUUGUCAAUGCCAUGGGCGACAUGUCCCAGCCUGUUUAUCGUCACCUUGCAGAACAACGGUGGCGGAAGGAUGGUGACCUCGAUUUGCUGAUGGAGCGUAUUCAUCAGAUGAAUGUGGUGCCCGACGUGCUCCCCGACCUCCACCCUUCCAUUGAUGUGCGCCUUACCGUUCCGUCGACUCUGAAACAACUCCGAGAGGGACAGAAAGUGCAUGCCCCAGUGGAGCCAGGCGCCUUUGUGUUCCCACGUCAGACCACAAAGCGCCCCAAUGUCUUCACCACCGUAUUCCAUCCGGAAACUAAGCUGUAUACUCUUUUAAUGGUGGAUCCAGAUGUUCCCCAUGUGGAGACUCAGACAUUUACCACCUAUCUCCACUGGCUACAGCCUAAUAUUCCCCUUUCUGCUACUACGCAGUCACGGCUAAUGGACCUCAAUACCCAUACUCCGUAUAUCCCUCCCCACCCCCAACGUGGAACACCUUACCAUCGCUAUGUGCUUCUUUUACUCCCCCAGUCAGAUCCAACAAAGCCACUGGAAAUACCAAUUGUCGCCGACUCCGAUCGCUUGGGCUUCGACACUCGCUCCUUUUUGCAGCAAUGGGGACUGGACGGCGCGAAAGGUGGAGGGGCGCACAUGUUCCGUGAAGUUUGGGAUACGGAUGUAUCAAAGAUUUAUUCUCGAGUACUUCGUGCUGUGGAACCCAAGUUUGGAAGACCACCCAAGUUCGAUCGGUAUGCAGAUGUCAAAAAGGUCAAGAAGUACGUUUAA